Salpingoeca rosetta is the source of this 303-nucleotide messenger RNA. Its product is annotated as 30S ribosomal protein S17. The record is from RefSeq and is a predicted model, not a curated record. NCBI's taxonomy places the organism in Eukaryota, Choanoflagellata, Craspedida, Salpingoecidae. Bases 1 to 303 code for a protein of 100 amino acids. Gene Ontology annotation, cellular component: mitochondrion; ribosome. Gene Ontology annotation, molecular function: structural constituent of ribosome. Gene Ontology annotation, biological process: translation. The transcript has 2 exons.
AUGAGGUUGAAGUUGGUGGGGCGUGUGCUGUCCACAGCAGGCGUGAUGCAGAAGACGGCAAAAGUGGAGGUGAUCCGAUUCGUCAAACACCCUCGUGUGGAAAAGAUGGUGCGACAGAGGAAGGUGUACAUGGUGCACGACGAGUCAAACAGUCGGAUGCCCGGCGACGUUGUGCGUAUUGAGGAGUGCCGUCCAUUGAGCAAGCGGAAACGGUUCACCAUCACAGACAUUCUCCGCGAGGAGCAGCGGCUAUUCAACCCCAUCACCAACCGCACAGAGACCAAGUACAGCCCGCCCGCGUGA